Molecule: messenger RNA, 1952 nt
Organism: Lingula anatina
Lineage: Eukaryota; Metazoa; Brachiopoda; Lingulata; Lingulida; Lingulidae
Product: leucine-rich repeat-containing protein 23
Molecular function (GO): protein binding
Source: RefSeq, a predicted model, not a curated record
GUCAAACUGAUCUCCAGCAAUUUGGAAAUUUGUCACACGGUUAUUGUAUAGCAUACAAACGAAGAGUUUAGAACUUAUUGGUAAAAUGUGGUAAACAAUGCUACUUUGAGGUCGAUGUAAUCUUUCAAGCUAAUAUUUAUCCCAGGGCACCUUGUGGUAACUAAGGAAACAGCCGCCAUAUUUGAUCAUCAACAACUUGGGAAUAAGUGCUUCUCGUCUGCUACAUAUCAAUUAUUUUCAUUUACAAAAUGUCGGACCAGGAGGAUUUUGGAGAACAAGAGCAAGAAGAGGAACAAGAAGCGGAAGGGGAAGAAGGUGAAGAAGAACAAGUAGAGGAAGAAGAGAAAAUUGAAGAAAACCCACUGACACAGGAGAUCAUCGCAGAAUCACUUUCACUCCUUUGUAAAACUGGAGAUGGACUUGCACAUGCAUAUGUCAGAAUAGACCUUCAUGAUAAGUCCCUUUCAGACAUCAGCAUCUUGAGUUCUUUCAUUCAUCUCCGAUACAUGGAUAUAUCUAAAAAUAAUCUCAAGGACUUAACCCCUCUCAAUUCCCUAACACAUUUGCUGACACUGAAAGCGGAUGCCAACUUGCUCCAGAGUGCUCAGAUGGAGGAGUUGCCAUAUCUUCAAGUGGCGAGUUUCAAUCAGAAUAAGAUAAAAACCACAGAAGGAGUGAAUCACCCACUUCUGGAACAGUUGUCUUUAUCAUUCAAUGAGAUCACAUCUAUCAGUGGUUUUGACCCCAGCAUCCUAACCAGGCUUCACACCUUGGAGCUCAGAGGGAACAAACUCAAAUCUACAGAAGGACUGUAUUUGCCAAAUUUGAAAAACCUGUUCUUGGGUGCAAACUUGUUGACAGAAUUGACAGGUUUAGAGAGGCUAGAAAACCUGCAGACUCUUCAUCUGAGAGACAAUCAGUUGGAGGCUCUGGAUGGUUUCGCUGAUACAAACAGACAUUUACAGUACAUAAAUCUACGAGGUAACAAUAUAGCAAGUGCAAAAGAAAUGAAGAAACUGCAGAGUUUGCCAAUGUUACGAGCCAUUGUGCUGACAGAAAACCCAUGCGAAGAUGAUGAACAGUGUAGGAUAGAGGUCCUAGUUCACUUAAGACGACUGGAGCGUCUAGAUAAGGAAGAAUACAAUGAGGAUGACAGAGAGGAGGCACAGCAAUUGGCAGAACAACGGCGACAAGAGGAACUUGCAGCUGAUGAUACUAAAGCUGAUGGGGAAUAGAUAACACUACUGUCACUGUGCAAGCACAAGCUAUCAGGUUGGUGAUGCAGAGAUGAUUGAGGAUGAACCAGAUGAUGCGUGAAGACAAUGACAGUGGUUUCUUUACAUUGCCAUUGAAGAACUGAAGACUGUUUACACACAAAGAAACUGGAUUGCUUCAGCAUGAGGAGUCUUAGUCAUCUUUCAGUGGAAAUGUGGACCUUUUCUCAUUUUCCGUCUUUCUUUCAUUACUCUGGGCAAAAAAUAUUGUUGACAUAGAACAAAACUGAAUUUUUUAAAAUUCUUAUUUUGAACUCUGGGACCAGCAGUUUAUAGAUGUAGAUGCAAAAACAUCUUUGGAAUAAGAGGCCUUGGUUUUCUGAUUUGCAUGGCAUGUGAACUUUAUAAGGAGAAUAACAGGAAAGAAAAGAAAACGGUCAUGUUAAUAUUGUACAAAAAUGCAUAAAAAAUGUAUUUUGGAAACUGACCUUUUACUUUCAGAGUAAACAAUUGCAAUGAACUCUGGAAAAAUUUACCCUCAUUAUUUUCAAAGAAAACGUGAAAAUAAUUUAGUCUUGAAAAACAAAGUUAUGAACAGAAGGGUUUUUAAAAUUUUUGUAUAGCUGUGGUAUUAUGAUUAGUAUUUUUUGCGAGAAUUACGGAAAAAAAGGCACUCUUUUUUUAUUCUUGUACAGAAAUGUAAAUAUUUAUAUAUUUGUGAAAUAAAUUGUUUAAAGG